AUUGGUUGCUGUGGGAAGUGUGCGCUGCCGAUAAAUUCGUCUGUUAACAGUGAAAUUGGUUGAAUUACAACUAUUGAUUGGAGUGUGAAAUGACUGAGAAAGGUUCUCCGUCAUCUACAGUUUUACAGAGUAACCUCAAAUUGCUGUUAGAACAACCCAGUAUAUUUCCAUUAGUUGGCCCGCCUCUGGUGGCCGUACCUGCGCCCAGUCAUCCCUUGACACACCAUCAGCUGCACCAGUUGCAGACCCUGGUUCAGGCGGAAGACUCAACUUCCACCCGAUGGAGCCAGUACCAACAGCUUUGGAGGCAUCACCACAUGCAACACAUCAAUGGCAAGGCAGCGAACAAGGAAGGUGGCCCUGAGGAAAAGAAAGAAGAUGGCGAGCUGUGGUGUAACGUAGAGGCACAAGCAGCUUUUCUGGGACCCAACCUGUGGGACAAGACACUGCCUUAUGAUGCUGACCUCAAGUAUGUUGACUUGGAUGAGUUUUUAUCUGAAAAUGGGAUCCCUGUGGAUGGCAUGCCGCAGGCAACAGCCCAUCAGCAACAGGUGAUAAAGCAAGCUUCUCCCAUACCAGAGGCAGCUAGAGGUCUGCCCCAACCUCAUUCUCUUCCUCAUCCCACGCAGACACAACCACAGAGGUGUGGAGAUGGAUCAGUGGCCCCUGUGCUCGAAUUAGUGGCCAAGAGAGAGCGCUCACCCACGCCAAGUGAACCACUGUCUCCUGAUACACUCAACCCACCAUCACCUGCAGACUCAACAUUAUCACUGGCAUCAUCCGGGCGUGAUUUCGAUCCUCGAACACGAGCCUUUUCUGACGAAGAGUUGAAGCCCCAGCCAAUGAUCAAGAAGUCCAGAAAACAGUUUGUUCCGGAUGAUUUGAAGGACGAAAAGUAUUGGGCCCGUCGCCGCAAGAACAACAUGGCUGCCAAACGGUCAAGGGAUGCUCGUCGUGUGAAGGAGAACCAGAUAGCACUACGAGCUGGCUUCCUCGAGAAGGAGAACAUGGGACUACGCCAGGAACUGGACCGGCUCAAAAAAGAAAACCUUCUGCUUCGAGACAAGCUCUCGAAGUUUACAGAUGUCUAGUUCCUUUCCAUCCCAAACAGUACCACCACCAUCACCACCACAAUCAUCGUCGUCAUGAUAAUUAUAAUGAGCAGUAGCAGCACUUGCUUCGUACCACCUCACUUUGCUACUUGCUGGAAUCAGCACCUGGUUACUCACUCAGUUGGUGGUGCUUGUUGCGUCAGCCGGAGAACAACAGUGGAGUGUAGUCAAGUGGACAAUUCUCGGCAGUAUGUCUUGCAAGAUAACCACCAGGUCAUUGAAUCUGAGCAUUUUAUCAGCAUAAUCUUGUUAAUAAUAGCUACACUUAGGGCAAGUCAGCCUCUGCAAUAAAAAAUAGCCCAUCCAGAGGAAUCAGUAAAUGAACAAGGCAUAUGAUAAACUCUAAUAGCUUUAGGUUUCAGGUUGAGAAUAGCCUGAUUAUCUUUGCAUAAAGUGUGUAAAAUUAAUAUGUAAUGGGGAGGUUGAAUUCAUCCCUACAUUUCACCUCCAAAACUACAUAACAGAUUUGAGUACAAUUUGGUGUCAGUAGAAUUUCAGUUUAGUCCAUAUCAGUUAUUUAUAACUCCUACUUCACACAAAGAUCAAAUUAGGUUUAUUAGUCUUAUCAAAAACAGCUCAUCCUACUAAAAACCAGCACAUGAUGUGCAAUAGAGGUCUCACUAAGAUUUACAGAACUAAUUUAGUAUAUUUUUCAUUAUGAUAAAUAUUUAAUAAAAUGCAAGGAAAAAUAAUUUCUGACUGUAUGUAGUGUCAUUUAUAACACAAUUGCAUUUGCAAAAGUAAACUUACACUUACAGUAAAUUAAUAUCAAGGUCAUUGAGAUACACUAUUCAAAAUCUGAAAGAGUGUAUUUGAAAAUAUGAGUGGGUGUACUCUUUUGGAAUACACUUUUCCAUUCAGGGAUUCGUAUGUUUUUUUUUUCCAUCUCAUACCGCUUAGUAGAAUGCCAGCAUGAUAAGGAGUCAGUGAAUUUUAUUUACCUUACUGUAUCUUAUUCCUUUCAGUAUGAAUGAACUCCCUGCUUGCCCAAGCAAUAACUUUCGUAGAACAUGUAUUCUACUCAGCAUGUUUUUCAUGCCUGAUGGAAUCUGCUGAAAUAUCUUCCCAUCACCUUUUAUUUUCAGAAACUGAAACAGAGGAACAGGAAUAUUUGUUAUUCGGUAAAGUGUAACUCAGCAUGAAGAAAACAAUCAGGCUGCAGAUUUAUAAAUCAUCUCAGACUUCAUAAAAAUUAGCUGUGUGUUACAGGUUGUCUCCUAGGCAGUUGAUAGUAACUCAGUUGGUCAAGAAAUAACGUGAUUCUAUGUAACCCAGAGGUUCACUUUCAUAUUCAUAAAUGGAACCCACAUCAGCCAGUUAUAUCCACCUCUUACCCUAUCUUUUAAUAUUAUCUACAACUAUGGCUCCCAGUUUGACUCUUCUCUUAAGGAUUGCCUGCCAAAACUUUGUAUGCAUUUCUAACUUUCUCUGUGUUUAUCUUUUAAUAAUAUACUCGUACAUGUGCCACAUCCCAUGACUUCCUAACUUACAGGUUUACUGACUUAUGAUCCAAAUAAACUAACAACCAUUAGACUCGAAUUCUGAAUUUUUGGCCCCAGAAAUCAAAGCUUGAAAUUUGGACCUUGGACAGCAUCUUCAGAAAGCCCAAAGCUCCACUGACUGCUCUUAUGAUGUCAUUUGGCAAGCUAGGUCCCUUCCAAAUCUCCAAUAAUAAAAGACCUGCUAUAUGAAGUCGAUGAGGUGCUGGAGAGUGCAGAUUUUUAUAAAAUUUUAAUUUAAUUUGUUAUAAAGUUUUUGAAUUCUGUAUACCUCAGAUUGUAACUUUUAGUGAUCCAUAUUGUAAUGCUCUGGUGGCUCAUAUCGUAUCUCUUAAUGAUCUAUAGUAAAAUAUUAAUUAACUUGCUUAUUUUUAAUAUUUUAACACUUCAUUUGCUUAGUACUAUGUUAUUUGAUGUCCCUUUCUAUUUUAUAACAAAAAACAGAAUUAUGGCAUAACAGGUAUUAAAGAAUUGAAAAAAUGGGUCUGACCCGUAAGCUCCAGAAAAAUAAUCUUACACAUCCCAUGUUAUAAUGAACCUCGUUUAUGGUCUUUCCACUUAUGACCUGUUUUCUAGAAUGCAUUAAGUCUGAGUCUGAGGUUUGAGUGUAGUUACCAAAAUAAACAGAUGAUAUGGUCAGAAUUCAACAAGAAGUGAAUUGAAAAGCUGUUUUGUUCAAGAUUCUGGCCUGAAUGGAAGCCGCUAAAUAUAUGUAUGGCAAGAAAUGACAAAAAUCAUAUUCUCACUGUGCUGUUAAGAGAUGAGUAUUCUACCAACUGAGCCACCAGCAGUUGCCAUAUCACUCUUUCCAUGCUUCUAAAUGAGAUAUCUCUUUUAGAAGUACUGGAAUGUGAACUAAUUUGUUUUUUUUUGAGAAUUUAUUCUAUUUCUUAAUGGUUUAUUUAGUUAUGAUGUCAGUAAGUCAGACUACAUAGCAUUGAAUGAUGGGAUGAUUAGUGAAUGAUGAAUUGCAAAGGACAGGGAAGGGAAAGGUCAUGGCCCAAUUGGAAAUAUUUCUCUGUCAUUUACCUUCAGAGAAUGAGUAAAACCACAAAGAACCUCAGUGUAGCCAGUUUGGGGGGUGAGGUUUUAACCCAUUACGAGUACCUCCUGAAUAAAAUACAGGAGUGCUAUGCACUUGACCAUGAUGUUCAAGAAUAAUGAAAGAAGCAAAUCCAUCUGUCAGCAGUUGUAGCUAAUUCUUCGUGGUUUUUCAGCAGUAGAAAUUUUAUGUUGUCAUAGAAGUAUACUGAAUAGAAGAUCUCUUUUAACAAAAGCCAGCAUGGAAAUGUUAACCUGUAUUUUAGUACUCACUACUAUAGCCCAGUAUAAAUAUUAACAGGGUGAAAGUGUAAUGAACAGAUUGUGCUAUAUCCACACUACAAAGCUCUCCGGUUCAAAGUUCUGGCUCUAACUGAAGAAUAAACUAAUGUAAUUAUGUUUCAGAAACAUAACACUGUCAUAAUAAUGCUCUUAGGGGUAUGCCUCACUAACAUAUAUCUUGCAAGAUAUAAAAUAUUUCGGCUAGUUAUCUGAUACAACACAUGUGUGUUGCCUACUCCACCUUAAUGAUCAGUAGAUAUAAAUGGUGUACAAUGUAAUAGAUCCCAUUUUUUAUCAGUUUUGCGAAUAUUUAAACAUUUAGUAUCCCUACUCUUUGAGGCUAAACUGCAAUAGCUGAAUAAGCAAAGUGACUGGCUAUGAGUUGGAGAAUAAGGGUUUGAUCAUCAUCAUUUCACCA
This is a messenger RNA of Cryptotermes secundus, 4352 nucleotides long. It is a transcript of the gene Pdp1, whose product is annotated as hepatic leukemia factor. Gene Ontology annotation, molecular function: RNA polymerase II cis-regulatory region sequence-specific DNA binding; DNA-binding transcription factor activity, RNA polymerase II-specific. Bases 90 to 1091 code for a protein of 333 amino acids. The transcript is spliced from 7 exons. Gene Ontology annotation, biological process: regulation of transcription by RNA polymerase II. NCBI's taxonomy places the organism in Eukaryota, Metazoa, Arthropoda, Insecta, Blattodea, Kalotermitidae. Gene Ontology annotation, cellular component: nucleus. The record is from RefSeq and is a predicted model, not a curated record.